Molecule: messenger RNA, 702 nt
Organism: Pyricularia grisea
Lineage: Eukaryota; Fungi; Ascomycota; Sordariomycetes; Magnaporthales; Pyriculariaceae
Exons: 4
Coding region: 1-702 (233 amino acids)
Molecular function (GO): protein binding
Source: RefSeq, a predicted model, not a curated record
AUGUCUUCUCACCAAGCGCCUCUCAAGUCCAUGCUUGAGGAGAAGAAGUUCGUCGAUCUUCGAAUCACUUGCAAGGACCAGACCUUCAUGGUCCAUCGAGUGAUCAUCUGCGGACACUCCAAGUUUUUCGACACUGCAUCGGUACCAUCGACCUUCAGGCUUCCAGAGGAUGACCCUGAACUGGUCAGAAGACUCAUCGACUACGCCUACACCGGAAAAUACACAGAUUCUGCUGAGAAAAAGAACAACGUUUCCCAACCAAAAAAUACGAAUAAAUUCGGAGACAUGUUACUCGCCGCCGAUAUGUACAAACUCGCCGACAAGUUUAUGGCACCGGAGCUCAAGGCAUACAGCCUAAAGCGGUUCAAGGAAGAAGCGGAACGACUGAAGGCCUGGCCUCAUAGCAAAGACAUGGCAGGAUUCUCCGCUGUCAUCGACAAGGUCUAUAACCUGGCGCCGCCCGACGCCGAGGCUGACCUCCGCCCCUGUGUAAUAGGGUUAAUAUGCGGCAACGUGCACGUCAAAGCCUUUUGGGAGGGCCUGCAAGAAACCUUUGGUCAGAAUCCGGAUGUCGCCAUCGAAGUGAUGGACAAGCUUCGGCAAGAGUUGUGGCAUGAACAGCAAGCUCACGCAGACUUGCGCGAUUCCCACGAUUCCCGGGAAGAUUUUCCAGCAUCGCGCUGUCGUCGGCGACCGAGAUAG